Dama dama (fallow deer) is the source of this 1635-nucleotide messenger RNA. Its product is annotated as zinc finger protein 135-like. NCBI's taxonomy places the organism in Eukaryota, Metazoa, Chordata, Mammalia, Artiodactyla, Cervidae. Gene Ontology annotation, biological process: regulation of DNA-templated transcription. The record is from RefSeq and is a predicted model, not a curated record.
AUGGUUGAAAAGGCUGAACGCUCCCAGAGAAAUACACAAAGGGCUGAAAUGAUGGUUGUAUCUUUGUCCACUCAGAGACCACUGGAGGGGAGGUCAGCCUUUGCAGGCCUAGCUGGCCAUGGUGGACCACAAGGCCCACAGUUGACCUUCAAGGAUGUGUUCAUAGAUUUCACUCCUGAGGAGUGGGAAUGCCUGGACCCUGCCCAGAGGACCUUGUACAAGGACGUGAUGGUGGAGACCCUCAGGAACCUGCUGUCUGUGGGCAGAUGUGUGACAAAGCCUUUAGUCAUUUUUCAACAAGAACAUGAGAAAGAUCCCUGGAUUGUGGAGAAUGAGGUCCCAUCAGUCUCCUCCCAGAAAAUUACAUUUUAUUAUAUCAUGAGAAACACUGGGCUGGAAGAAGCACAAGCUGGAAUCAAGAUUGCUGGGAGAAAUAUCAAUAACCUCAGAUAUGCAGAUGAUACCACCCUUAUGGCAGAAAGUGAAGAGGAACUAAACCUACUGAUGAAAGUGAAAGAGGAGAGUGAGAAAGUUGGCUUAAAGCUUAACAUUCAGAAAACUAAGAACAUGGCAUCUGGUCGCAUCACCUCAUGGGAAAUAGAUGGGGAGACAGUGGGAACAGUGUCAGACUUUAUUUUUUUGGGCUCCAAAAUCACUGCAGGUGGUGACUGCAGCCAUGAAAUUAAAAGAUGCUUACUCCUUGGAAGGAAACUUAUGACCAACCUAGAGAGCAUGUUAAAAAGCAGAGACAUUACUUUGCCGACAAAGGUCCAUCUGGUCAAGGCCAUGGUUUUUCCAGUGGUCAUGUAUGGAUGUGAGAGUUGGACUGUGAAGAAAGCUUGUACGGGCUCUCUGCCUGUGCUCAGUAGUUGUGACUCCCGAACUCUGGAACACGGAGUUGUGGCCUACAGGCUUAGCUCCUCCAAGUUGAUGAAAGAAAUGACAGAGGAACCUCUAUAUCCCACAACAAAAAUCUCACCGAUAGUAGAUCAUGAUAGUAGAAGUGAUGAAGGAAAUAAGCCUGUUGAAAGGCAUGGAUCAAGCUUUCAAGAUCAGUUGCAGAUACUUGAAUCUGAAGGGACAGUUUCUGAAUGUAGUCAGGUCGUGGCGAAUAUCAACAGCAGCACCUCAGAUUUGCCACCUCUGAGAACUCGUAGUGUCCGUAAAGGCAAUUCUCAUAAACGUGAGAGUGCUGUUAUGCAUCCCUCAGAACUGGGACCAGACCAGGAAGCACACGGGAAAAAAACUUACAGUUUUCAUCAGAGAAAUCAUCCUGGAGAGAAACCAUAUAAAUGUGAUGUCUGUGGCCACUGCUUUAAACAGCAUACACAGCUUCAACAUCAUCGGCGAAUUCAUACCGGAGAUAAACCAUAUAAAUGUGAUGUGUGUGGAAAGGCCUUUAGUCACAAAGCAAGGCGUACAGUUCAUCAGACCCUUCAUAGUGGAGAGAAACCUUAUACAUGUGAAGUAUGUGGCCGUGGCUAUACUCGAAAGUCACACCUUGGAAUUCAUUGGAGAGUUCAUACCGGAGAGAAACCAUAUAAAUGUGAUGUAUGUGGCAAGGCUUUUAGUGUAAAUGCAAGGCUUGUAGUUCAUUGGAGAGUUCAUACUGGAGAGAAACCAUGUAAAAUGUGA